Messenger RNA from Pteronotus mesoamericanus, 1061 nucleotides. Its product is annotated as lys-63-specific deubiquitinase BRCC36-like. The record is from RefSeq and is a predicted model, not a curated record. Bases 204 to 1061 code for a protein of 285 amino acids. Gene Ontology annotation, cellular component: BRCA1-A complex; BRISC complex. Gene Ontology annotation, biological process: protein K63-linked deubiquitination; double-strand break repair. Gene Ontology annotation, molecular function: cysteine-type deubiquitinase activity; polyubiquitin modification-dependent protein binding; metallopeptidase activity. Lineage: Eukaryota; Metazoa; Chordata; Mammalia; Chiroptera; Mormoopidae. The transcript is spliced from 2 exons.
AUGUUGGAUUCCUUAGAUGUGGUGAACAAAGAGGAUAUAAUAGAGUGGAUUUACUCCCUGCAGGUCCUUCCCACAGAAGACAGUGAGGUAUAUAAAGCUGAAUAGAGCACAGUACCCGAUUUAAAGAAUAGAAGAGUGGCUGGAGCUCCGCGUUGGUCAGGCCUGAGUGGGCCCAAGGCGGACGUGAGCAGGGUCGGACCAAGAUGGCGGUGCAGGCGGUUCAUCUUGAGUCGGAUGCUUUCCUAGUUUGUCUCAACCAUGCUCUGAGCACAGAGAAGGAGGAGGUGAUGGGACUGUGUAUAGGGGAGUUGAAUGAUGACACAAGGAAUGACUCUAAAUUUACAUGUGCUGGAACUAAAAUGCGCACAGUUGCUGAAAAGGUUGACACCGUCAGAAUUGUUCACAUUCAUUCUGUCAUCAUCUUGCAACGUUCUGAUAAGCGGAAGGAUCGCGUUGAAAUUUCUCCAGAGCAGCUGUCUGCAGCCUCAACAGAGGCGGAGAGGUUGGCUGAACUAACAGGUUGCCCCAUGAGAGUUGUGGGCUGGUAUCAUUCCCAUCCUCAUAUAACUGUUUGGCCUUCACAUGUUGAUGUUCGCACACAAGCCAUGUACCAGAUGAUGGAUCAAGGCUUUGUAGGACUUAUUUUUUCCUGUUUCAUAGAAGAUAAAAACACAAAGACUGGUGGGGUACUCUACACUUGCUUUCAGUCCAUUCAGCCUCAAAAGAACUCAGAGUAUGAGAGAAUUGAAAUCCCAGUCCAUAUUGUACCUCAUGUAACCAUUGGGAAAGUGUGCCUUGAAUCAACAGUGGAACUACCCAAGAUCCUGUGCCAAGAGGAACAGGAUGCAUAUAGAAGGACUCACAGUCACACACAUCUGGACUCAAUAACCAAGAUCCAUAAUGGCUCAGUGUUUACCAAGAAUCUGUGCAGUCAGAUGUCAGCAGUCAGCGGGCCUCUCCUACAGUGGUUGGAGGACAGACUGGAGCAAAACCAACAGCAUUUGCAGGAGCUGCAACAAGAAAAGGAAAAGCUUAUGCAAGAACUUUAUUCUCUAGAAUAA